Oncorhynchus keta (chum salmon) is the source of this 2268-nucleotide messenger RNA. RefSeq names its product LIM and cysteine-rich domains protein 1-like. Lineage: Eukaryota; Metazoa; Chordata; Actinopteri; Salmoniformes; Salmonidae. Gene Ontology annotation, molecular function: zinc ion binding. The coding region runs from base 112 to 1200 and encodes 362 amino acids. The transcript is spliced from 8 exons. The record is from RefSeq and is a predicted model, not a curated record.
GCUGUCUGUUAGACUCAUGUGGAGCAGAGAGUCCAUAGUCCUCUGAAAAGGAGAGAGCUAUCCAAUACCUUUCACUUUGAAAUUGUAUCUCAGCCCUUCAACUUGAGCACUAUGGAUUUGACCUCAGGAAUAGAGAAGAUGUGUGUGGGGCAGCAGCCAGUGGCGAGGGGCGCGACGUGUCUGUCAUGUAAAGGGAUCUGCUCUGGAUUCAUCCCACAUUCCUGGAGGAAAGUGUGCACAGUGUGUGGUUGCAGUGUGGAGGACCACGGCUCCAGCUGUGACAUAGACGAUGACCACAAGAUUGGCCGACUCCUGGCCGACUCCAAAUAUGCCCACCUGACCGCCAAGGUGAAGGGCAUCCGGGUGUACAAACGUAACCGCAUGGUCGUCACCAACUCUGUCGUCUCAAAGAAGGACCCCACCUUCAACACCAUCACCUACGACUGGGCCCCGCCAGGACUCACACAGAAACUGGCCAUGCUGUACAUGGCGUUGGUCCCGGAGGAGAAGCGUCCAGUAGCAGGGACGGAGGGAGCGAUGUACCGGCGCAGGCAGUUGAUGAGACAGCUACCUGUCUACGAUCAGGACCCCUCCCUGUGCCACGGGUCUCUGUCAGAGGACCAGCUCCAGGCCAUGUCUGUCUUUAUGAAGCGCUACAAAGAGGAGGCUCUAGGAGUAGGGGAGGUGGCGCUGCCUGGGGAGGGAGGCGCUAACCCUCCGCCCGUCAUCAAAGGACAGAAGAACGGGGCUGUGAACGGGGGACCUAGGAAGGCCCCCAUUAUCCAGUCAGACCCUAACACGACCACCACCAACGGGACAAACAACCACUAUAAGAAGAGUAAAUAUCAUUGCAGUGGUUGCGGGGAGCUCACCCCCGUGGACAGUCCUGUGGUGUAUGCAGAGGGGGCAGGCUACGACAAGCAGUGGCACCCAACCUGCUUUGUGUGUUCAGAGUGUGGGGAGGCUCUGGUUGAUCUGGUAUACUUCUGGAAGGAAGGAGAGCUGCUGUGUGGAAGACACUACUGCCAGAGGACCAGACCCCGUUGUGCAGGCUGUGAUGAGCUGAUCUUCUGUGAGGACUACAAGAAGGGAAUAGACAGUCGGGCGUGGCACCAGGACCAUUACUGCUGCUGGCGGUGUGGACAGAGUCUGGACAGCCCCUGUUCCUGCCCCCAAACACCCUGCACCAGCCCUGUUUAGGUCCCCUGGACCUAAAAAUGUAAUUAUAAAUUAUACAUGCAAUAAUUAUUCUAAAAUGUAAUAACAGUGUAAUAAUAGUAAAGCUGAUUUAAAAAAAAAAGUUAAAUUAGUUCAAUGCCUUGUUAUCUUGUUAGAUUAUAGAGAAUAAAUAAAGAUAAUUUGUUUGUUUUUAAAAUGGCCGUUAAUUUGUGCUCUUAUGCUAACAAUUAGACCAUUUCUGCCUUGUUGAAGUUGAUGAUUCUGUUCAUUUUAAUCUAAUUUAAGUAGUUAUCCAUUUUGUUUGUCUAGUUAGUAGUUAAUGUACAGUUAACGAUUUUGUUUGUCUAGUUCGUAGUUAAUGUACAGUUAACGAUUUUGUUUGUCUAGUUCGUAGUUAAUGUACAGUUAACGAUUUUGUUUGUCUAGUUCGUAGUUAAUGUACAGUUAACGAUUUUGUUUGUCUAGUUCGUAGUUAAUGUACAGUUAACGAUUUUGUUUGUCUAGUUCGUAGUUAAUGUACAGUUAACGAUUUUGUUUGUCUAGUUCGUAGUUAAUGUACAGUUAACGAUUUUGUUUGUCUAGUUACUAAUUUAAUGAUUUUGUUUGUCUAGUUACUAAUUUAACGAUUUUGUUUGUCUAGUUUACAUUUGCAUUUACAUUUAAGUCAUUUAGCAGACGCUCUUAUCCAGAGCGACUUACAAAUUAGUUAGUAGUUAAUGUACGGUUAUCCAUUUUGUUUGUCUAGUUCGUAGUUAAUGUCCGGUUAUCCAUUUUGUUUGUCUAGUUAGUAGUUAAUGUACGGUUAUCCAUUUUGUUUGUCUAGUUCGUAGUUAAUGUCCGGUUAUCCAUUUUGUUUGUCUAGUUAGUAGUUAAUGUCCGGUUAUCCAUUUUGUUUGUCUAGUUAGUAGUUAAUGUCCGGUUAUCCAUUUUGUUUGUCUAGUUAGUAGUUAAUGUCCGGUUAUCCAUUUUGUUUGUCUAGUUAGUAGUUAAUGUACGGUUAUCCAUGUCCUACAUAUACAUUAUAGAUUUUUGAUGUUAUAAAACUGUUUUGAUCCCAUCCUAAUUCUUAGUACUCGCUAAUGGUCCUUU